Molecule: messenger RNA, 2725 nt
Organism: Camellia sinensis
Lineage: Eukaryota; Viridiplantae; Streptophyta; Magnoliopsida; Ericales; Theaceae
Product: potassium transporter 8
Biological process (GO): potassium ion transmembrane transport
Cellular component (GO): membrane
Molecular function (GO): potassium ion transmembrane transporter activity
Source: RefSeq, a predicted model, not a curated record
AUAUUCUAUAUUUAGAACCCACUCACUCCAACACUCUUCUCUUUUUACUUGUAGUUGUUCUUGAGAAGUCACCAUUGGUGGGUUGUUGAAUUUCUUUCCACACUCACAAGACAAAACGCACUACAAUUAUUUUAAUCUUCAAAAUUUGUAUCUUCUUCUUGGAUUGUCUGAACUGGGGAUGGUGUUCACCCAUCUUGGUCCUCUUCAUUUCUCUUUAAAUUGAUGCAAUAAUGGGGUUUCCAUUUCCAUUCUUCUUCUGAGACAGCCCUGUAACGAUGGAUCUUGAAGGAUUGAACCGUAACAAUCCAAUCAAGAAACAAUCAUGGAAGACAGUCUUGACCCUGGCUUAUCAGAGCUUGGGGGUUGUUUAUGGAGACUUAAGCACUUCACCUUUGUAUGUAUACAAAAGCACUUUUGCAGAAGACAUUCAACAUUCAGAGUCUAAUGAGGAGAUAUAUGGGGUUUUGUCCUUUGUGUUCUGGACAUUAACUCUGAUUCCACUGCUUAAAUAUGUGUUUAUUGUGCUUAGAGCUGAUGACAAUGGUGAGGGUGGGACCUUUGCUCUGUACUCAUUGCUAUGCCGCCAUGCCCGAGUCUGUACUUUGCCCAAUUGCCAGCUUGCCGAUGAGGAUCUAUCAGAGUACAAGAAAGAUGGAUUUUUAUCCACCAAUAAGGGUUUUGGUUCCAGCGUAAGAUUGACAUUGGAGAAGCAUGGAGUACUUAAAAGGGUUUUGCUUGCUUUGGCUUUGAUUGGAACUUGUAUGGUCAUUGGGGAUGGAGUCCUUACACCUGCGAUUUCCGUGUUUUCUGCGGUUUCUGGGCUAGAACUUUCAACGUCGAAAGAGCAACAUCAGUAUGUAGAAGUCCCAGUUGCUUGUGUCAUACUGGUAUUCUUGUUUGCCCUCCAACAUUACGGGACACACCGAGUAGGAUUCCUUUUUGCACCAAUUGUUAUAACGUGGCUUUUAUGCAUCAGUGCCAUUGGUGUAUACAAUAUUGUCCACUGGAAUCCCCAUGUUUACAAAGCACUCUCUCCUUACUACAUGUACAAGUUUUUGAAGAAGACCCAAAAGGAUGGUUGGAUGUCCUUGGGUGGGAUUUUGUUGUGUAUAACAGGUUCCGAAGCUAUGUUUGCUGAUCUUGGACAUUUUUCACAGUUGUCUAUCAAGAUUGCAUUCACCUUUGUGGUUUACCCAUCCUUGAUCCUAGCAUAUAUGGGGCAAGCUGCUUAUCUUUCCAGGCAUCAUUCUAAUGAAAGUUACUACCGGAUUGGAUUCUAUGUAUCAGUACCUGAGAAAAUCCGAUGGCCUGUUCUGGGAAUAGCCAUACUCGCAGCAGUUGUGGGAAGCCAAGCCAUCAUCACCGGGACUUUCUCUAUCAUCAAACAGUGUUCUGCUCUGGGUUGUUUUCCAAAGGUCAAAAUAGUCCACACAUCAUCCAAAAUACAUGGCCAAAUUUACAUUCCGCUCAUCAACUGGACUUUAAUGAUGCUGUGCUUGGCUGUUACUAUUGGUUUCAGAAACACGAAACACAUAAGCAACGCAUCAGGUUUGGCAGUUAUAACUGUCAUGUUGGUAACGACCUGCCUAAUGUCUCUUGUUAUCAUCCUCUGCUGGCACAGAAAUGUUUUCCUAGCCCUUUGCUUCAUAUUCUUCUUCGGUUCCAUAGAAGCGCUCUACUUCUCAGCUUCACUCAUGAAGUUCCUUGAAGGGGCUUGGGUGCCUGUUGCUCUCGCCUUCAUCUUUCUAGCAAUCAUGUACGUUUGGCACCAUGGCACGCUCAAGAAAUAUAAGUUCGAUGUUCAAAACAAGGUUUCCAUCAACUGGCUACUCGGGUUAGGUCCAAAUCUUGGAAUUGUUCGGGUCCGUGGCAUUGGCUUAAUACACACCGAGCUUGUAUCCGGAAUCCCAGCCAUUUUCUCUCAUUUCGUCACCAAUCUCCCUGCUUUCCACCAAGUUUUAAUCUUCCUCUGCGUCAAAUCUGUCCCGGUGCCUCACGUUAGACCUGAGGAAAGGUUCCUCGUGGGAAGAAUCUGCCCAAGAGAGUACCGAAUUUAUAGAUGCAUUGCACGGUAUGGUUAUCGUGACAUUCACAAAGACGACGUGGAGUUUGAAAAAGACUUGGUUUUUAGUAUUGCUGAGUUUAUCCGGUCAGAGAAUCCAGAAUACAAUGUAGAUUUGGAGUGUGACGAAAAAAUGACUGUUGUUGGAACUGCCUCAACAAAUCUAGAAGGUAUAAAGAUGUGCGAAGAAGACGUAGACGAAGAUUUUUCAGAACUGAGGGAGAUAAGAUCCCCAGAAUUUCCAAGGAAGAGAGUGAGGUUUGUUUUGCCAGAGAGUCCUCAGAUGAACAUAACCGCGAGAAAGGAGCUGCAGGAACUGAUGGAAGCGAGGGAGGCGGGGAUGGCAUUUAUAAUGGGGCAUUGUUACGUGAGGGCAAAGAGGGGAUCGAAUUUGAUUCAGAGAAUUGUGAUUAAUAUAGGAUAUGAUUUCUUGAGGAGGAACUUUCGGGAUCCAAUGCAUGCAUUGAGAGUUCCUCAUGCAACUACUCUAGAGGUAGGGAUGAUCUACCAUGUCUAGCUUAGUUUUGAUGAUUAUAGAGUAUAGUUAUGCAUUCUGUUCAAAAAACAAGAGUAUAGUUAUGUAUUCAAUUUGUGUUUCUUUUUCUGCUACUGUAAAUGAUAGAGAGGCUUUUUGUGCUAUGCUAAUCCAGUGUAUUUUAAUUA